This is a messenger RNA of Linepithema humile (Argentine ant), 455 nucleotides long. Its product is annotated as histone H2A-like. Gene Ontology annotation, biological process: heterochromatin formation. Gene Ontology annotation, cellular component: chromatin; nucleosome. Gene Ontology annotation, molecular function: structural constituent of chromatin; protein heterodimerization activity; DNA binding. Lineage: Eukaryota; Metazoa; Arthropoda; Insecta; Hymenoptera; Formicidae. The record is from RefSeq and is a predicted model, not a curated record.
UCGUACCCUUCACGUGUGUUUGAGAGUUAUUGUCGUUUGCUAACUGCGAAUAUGUCUGGUCGUGGAAAAGGUGGAAAAACUAAGGGAAAGGCGAAGUCCCGAUCCAGUCGUGCCGGACUCCAAUUUCCGGUUGGCCGUAUUCACAGACUUCUGCGAAAAGGAAAUUAUGCUGAACGCGUAGGAGCCGGUGCUCCAGUUUAUCUGGCUGCCGUUAUGGAAUAUCUCGCUGCGGAAGUAUUGGAGUUGGCAGGAAAUGCUGCGCGUGAUAACAAGAAAACUAGGAUUAUUCCUAGGCAUUUGCAGCUGGCCAUCCGUAACGACGAGGAACUGAACAAAUUAUUGUCUGGCGUAACCAUUGCCCAAGGCGGCGUACUGCCGAACAUCCAAGCAGUCUUGCUGCCAAAGAAAACUGAGAAAAAAGCUUAAUUACCAUCUGAUACAAACGGCCCUUUUCA